GUAGAAAAGUAAAAGGGCCGGAUAAUCCAAUUUACUCGGGCCGAAAAAAUAUAAAUAACUCAAAGCUCAUUGUAAUCUUUGAUAUAGCGCAGGGAGACAUCAAACUCAGUAACGAAGAAUGCAACAGAAGCCUAUUCGGAAAAAUAAUUGGCGAUAGACCAGCAAGUUGGAUUGGUAUAAAACGCGCAAUGUCGCAGAUAUGGAAGCUAAAUCAUCCCAUGGAGGUCAAGGAACUCUGCCCAAAUUAUUUUCAAUUCAUAUUCCAGAACCGUGACGAUAUGAAGAAGGUUGCCAAUGGCACAAAUUGGAGCUUCGAAAAUCAGUACAUCAUCCUUAAAGAAUGGGAAGCAAGUAUCAACAACAAGCAUCCAGGGUUUCAGGAGCUCAAUCUAUGGGUACAGGUCCAAAACAUUCCUCUAAACUGGAUCAGUACCGAAGUGGGAUUAAAGAUAGGACAAGCCUUCAAUAAAGUUAAGAAUGUGGUUAUUGCAACUACCGGGAAUCAUGGGGGUAAGAUUCUCAAGCUUCUUGUUACUUUGAAUGUGAAUGAGCCUCUUCCCAGAAUGGCUAAGGUCAGACUUGGAGACCAACUAGUUAAUGUUGGAUUUAAGUACGAGAAACUCAUCAACCUAUGUCACUAUUGUGGAAAAUUGGGUCACUUGGACAGGGGAUGUCUCAAAAAAAUGGAGGAUAUCAGAAACAACUCCCUUCAAGAGGGACAAUAUGGUGAUUGGAUGAGGGCAGCCGAUGGCUUCAGAGGGAGUACUUUCAGUUUAUCUGGUUCUAGAUCAUCCCCACCUCCAGAAUCUCCUAUUGCUACUGACAAUGGCACUUCCCAAAGAGCCUCAUCAAGCCAUUGUGCUGAUCAGAAUCAAAUUAUUCCUAGCAUAGGAAACACAGAAUCUCCGGCUAAAUCUAUUGGGGCACCAUCUGUGGUCUCAGCCAACCAAAGCAGAGAUGAAGAAGAGGAACAUGAAGUAGCCAAUCUGCAGAUUGUGGAAUCCUCUAUCAUGGAAGUAGAAACAGGAGACACAGCUCUAGUCACAGAUCUUUCUUCACCGGGAAAAUCCUUUCAAAUCUCUAAAUCCCAGCCUCUCAAAUCUUGGAGAAGAUCAGGCACAAGGAUGGGCAGGCUUCUCAGAACCAAUGAAGCUCUUAUU
This is a messenger RNA of Striga hermonthica, 1160 nucleotides long. Lineage: Eukaryota; Viridiplantae; Streptophyta; Magnoliopsida; Lamiales; Orobanchaceae. The record is from the annotation of a GenBank genome assembly.